Messenger RNA from Chara braunii, 2798 nucleotides. NCBI's taxonomy places the organism in Eukaryota, Viridiplantae, Streptophyta, Charophyceae, Charales, Characeae. The record is from the annotation of a GenBank genome assembly.
GCGCUGUUGAAAUGGACCGAAGAAGAAAAAAUGGACCACCUAGGACAGCAUGUGUCACUGAGCCUAGGGCAGGACAUAAUGGCCAUUGUGGCCGCGAGCCGGUCCUGGAACGAGACCCGGGAUGUGAUGAUGAGAAAAUAUCUGGCAGCAGAGAAGAUGGCGAUGGAGGCCGAUUUAGCGGCAGUCCAGAGGAAGAACUUCGCAACGUACAAUGACUUCCUAUGGGAGUUUACUUUGGUAGCACUAAGGAUCCCCGGGGUUACGGACCAGAUAAUGAGUAAGUACUUCCUCAAGCAGUUCUCCGAGUUCGACAAGGACAAGAUCCUGUCAGCUUACCAACAGACGAGCGAGUUCGUAAACACCAGGGACGUUGAUUUCAGUACGGUAACGGAUCUGGCCGAGAAGACGGUAGUGACCGAGACAUUGGCCUUGCUUAAAGAAGGGGAGGUCAUAGAUCUGACUGGUAGGACAGAUGAUAAGGUAAAGAAGGGGAUUGAAAGUCUACAUGAACGGGUGCACGGAGUCGACAACAAAAUUGAAAGGGUGGAGAACGCGCUACUGGUUAUGCAGGCGCAAGUAUCCCGACUCGCCCUCCCUCCCCAGGAAGCCGUAGCUCCGCCAUGUGUAGCCAAUCGAGGGUUCGGACGGAGGGAUCCUGCUAACGAGCAGUGCAGGUAUUGCACCGCGAUGGGACAUUAUGUGUGCGCGUGUCCAAAGCUCAACCAUGAUAUAUUAAAAAGGAGAUGUACUAGGUCAUUAAAAGGAGAGAUAUUCGGACCACAGGGAGAACGCGUAAAUUGGAACUCGUCAAGGGGGAUGCGGCGAGCCGUUAUCAUGCUCAAUGGGUUAGAGAUAACAGCCGUAGAAACUGAGCCGGUGGUCGAAAUCAUCUGGGAUCAACUUCGGGGCCACGGGCCGCAGGUCAACUUCAUUUUGGAAAACGACGGACGUGAUAUGGUGAACGCGACUACUCGGCUAGGGACGGUCGGGAGAAGGAUUAUCCGUGACACCGUGAUGGAGGAGGUUGCUGGAAGCUCUGUACCCCAGGCAGAGUCUGAGGCCGGAGAACCAAAGAAAGUUUAUGGGAAGCCCAGGGAAGAGGAGCCUACGGAUAAGGUUACCGCUGCUAAGAAGAAGUUUAGAUACCAAAUCCCGAUCUUAACUAUGCCUGAGAUCGAUGAUACCCUUAGCAAGCUACUAGGGACCAUGGUGUCAGUGUCGUUCCAAACCAUGCUGCAGGCCAACCCUAGGUUGCUCAAAGGGCUUAGACAAAUGUUGACUCGGCGGCGAGUAGAGAUAGACGAAAACCCCGAAGCACCGGAAGAAGAAAGGGAGGAGGAAGCCCCGCAAGAGGUCGCUUACCUUCAAAGGAGUCACGGGGAUUUAGAGGAUCUUGAGAAAGCCUUUGCAGGUAUCCGUUUGAGCUUACCACACCGAGAAGGUGGCGAAGUCAUGAGGGCACCUCCUGGGACAAAGCUCAUUUUCCAUGCGCUACCCAUAGGAAAAUUGAAGAUUCAGAUCGGGACUCAUCACACCGACGCAUUAGUAGACGAGGGAGCAGAAAUCACUCUCAUAAGGAGGGAUUUCGCAACAAUCAUCGGUUGUACGACAAAUAAGGAAGUAACAGGGAGCAUUCGAGGAGCUGGUGGGGAAAUUCCGUUCGCUGGAUAUGUCACGAAGUGCGCAGUCAAGGCAGGUGUCAGGGAAUCAAUCUGGUCGUUUCAACGGAUGACCAUAAUGGAGGAAAUGGAUUACAACAUAAUCCUUGGGAGACCAAUGUGCGCAAACGUAGAAAUGAUAGGCAUGAACUUACACGAUGGCACGUACAUCGUGGACAUAGAGGACCCAGUGACCGGCCGGGGAUCGCACGCCGGUCGGAGCAUUUACUCCCUGAUAGAUUUGUACUCGGGAUACGACCAACUCCCAUUGGAUGUCCAGGACAGGCCGUACACCGCAAUGCAUACCCCCGUAGGUCAGUUGCAGAUGCAGGUGACCCCUAUGGGCUUUACGAACGCUGUAGCCGAAGCGCAACGAAGAAUGCUCGCCGUAGCCGGGGACAUGUUCCCAGAAAAGUGUGAGCCCUACAUCGAUGACAAUCCAAUCAAAGGCGCGCAGGAGAAAGACGAGACGGAAGUCCAGCCAGGAAUCCGAAAGUUUGUAUGGGACCAUCUACAAGACAUCAAAGACUUACUCCGCCGGUUCCUAGUAUACAACAUCACGGCUAGUGGACCAAAGAGUAUUUUAGCAAUACCGGAGGUAACUAUACUAGGAUUUCGCUGCGGCCAAUCUGGCUUUCUACCCCGCCGGAUCUGGCUUUCUACCCCGCCAGAUUGGCCGCCGGAUCUGGCUUUCUACCCCGCCGGAUCUGGCUUUCUACAAGAUAUCGCUAGUGGACCAAAGAGUAUUUUAGCAGAUCCGGCGAAGACAGACAAGAUAUCGCAGUGGCCAAUACCCCUGCGGACGACAACGGAGGUAAGAGCAUUCCUAGGCGUGGUCGAAUUUCGGAGAAUCUUCAUUAAGAAUUUUGCCAGGAUUGCUGAACCUAUCCAGACUAUGAUCAGAGAAGAAGGGACCAUGGACUGGACGGAGGAGCGAGAAGGACCCGUCCAGACCCUCAAGGACAUUCUGACAUCGGAGCAGGUCGCCUUGUCGGCACUCUGCUUUAAUGAUGAAGUAGGACGACCAUUCAUCCUAGAAACGGAUGGAGGACCCUUGACCGUAGGAGGCGUACUGAUUUAACGAGAUGAGGAGGGGAAAGAGAGGCCGAUUAUAUUCGAAAGUAAAACCCUGAACUCCGC